AUGACCCGAAGAAAACGUCCAUAUGUUCCAAAAACAAAAGGCUGUUAUCAAUGCUCACAGCGGCGAAUUCACUGUGACAGGAUGCAGCCCUCCUGUGGAAAAUGUGUCUCUAAAGGCUUCAUGUGCAGUGGUAUUGGAGUGAGAUAUAGGUUUCGUGAUGAGUCUGAGUUGAAGUUGGCGAAGAAACGAGAUGCUCCGGAUGGAAGUGAAUCAGAAGCGCCCGGCGCAGUGUAUACGAAUGAGGACACAUUAACCGGUGGUGCUUCCUCAGACCAUACGAACAAUCGGGCUGAUGAUGAUGCUGAUCAUUACCAACCAAGGUUUACUGGUUUGCGUCCUGUGCUAACAUGGAAGAACACGGAUAGCUGGAAGAGAUUUCUUUUGAGAUAUUUCUCAGACAACAUUGCUCCCGAAAUGGUCGUGAUCGAUGACAGCCAUAACGGAUGGCGGCAUCUAAUCCUUCCUCUAGCCUGGAUGGAUGAGCUGGUCAUGAAGGCCGUGCUGGCCGUAUCUGCCUUUCACCUUUCCGGUAAAACCAAUGGCUACGCUCAAUGUCAAGGCCUUGCCAAUUCAAGCGAGCUUUAUUCGGAGGCUAUCCACGAGCUCCAGAACCGGAAGAAUCUGGAUCAGUACGACCACCAAACGAAGCGGCGAGUCAUCCUGUCAAUCAUUGUUCUCCUUGUUGCGGUCAUGGUGACGGGAUUUUCGGACUUUCCGAUUCUUUUUCAUCUUCUUCAGUCUGCUCUCGAUACGAUUGGUGGUGAGGAUGAGCUUGGGCCAGAUGAGUUGUCUGAGUUUGCGCUGCGGCAGAUUCACAAGAUGCGAGUCUAUGCUGCUCCUUUCAUAAGCCAGCAAGCCGGCGUACAUACGAUCCUUUCCCAAGCCCCGCACAGCUUCGACUGCCUCUACUACAGCUCUCGCUUCCAUCCAGAAAAACAGUGCACGAUAGAUCUAAUCGCCAGCUUAAGGCAGCAAGCCUACGAUAUAUAUCUACAGCGUGUUAUGCUUAACCAAACUCCAGGUGAUGAACUGUCAUCGGCGGAUGUGGUUACAAAAUUUCGAGCCAACCUUGAAUCUUUCCCCGAGGGGUUUCCCGGUGAGCACUCCUUGGUUUGGGCAUCUUUCAUCGCGGCAUCAGAAAGCUAUUCGCCAGACGAUCAGCAGUUCUUUGAACAAUUCUUGUUAAGGCAGUAUCAUCGUAAUGGUUUUGAAAAUAUCUUGAAGGGGCUGGAGCUUUUGAAGAGGAUCUGGACGAGGGAUGUUAAUUGGCCGGCGCUUCUCCCUGAACCACGAGUUUUUAUCAUGUAA
This is a messenger RNA of Aspergillus chevalieri, 1308 nucleotides long. RefSeq names its product Zn(II)2Cys6 transcription factor. Gene Ontology annotation, molecular function: transcription cis-regulatory region binding; zinc ion binding; DNA-binding transcription factor activity, RNA polymerase II-specific. The coding region runs from base 1 to 1308 and encodes 435 amino acids. Gene Ontology annotation, biological process: positive regulation of transcription by RNA polymerase II. The transcript is spliced from 4 exons. The record is from RefSeq and is a predicted model, not a curated record. Gene Ontology annotation, cellular component: nucleus. NCBI's taxonomy places the organism in Eukaryota, Fungi, Ascomycota, Eurotiomycetes, Eurotiales, Aspergillaceae.